This is a messenger RNA of Lutzomyia longipalpis, 2437 nucleotides long. It is a transcript of the gene Pmp70, whose product is annotated as ATP-binding cassette sub-family D member 3. The record is from RefSeq and is a predicted model, not a curated record. The coding region runs from base 220 to 2202 and encodes 660 amino acids. NCBI's taxonomy places the organism in Eukaryota, Metazoa, Arthropoda, Insecta, Diptera, Psychodidae. Gene Ontology annotation, molecular function: long-chain fatty acid transmembrane transporter activity; ABC-type transporter activity; ATP hydrolysis activity. Gene Ontology annotation, cellular component: peroxisomal membrane. The transcript has 8 exons. Gene Ontology annotation, biological process: long-chain fatty acid import into peroxisome; fatty acid beta-oxidation; peroxisome organization.
AGCUGUGAGGCGGUGCAGUCGACGAAUCACACUGACUUGGUGAAAAAUCUCACGAAAAUAAUCAGUUCCAAUCGGUGCGAGGUCAUUUUCGAGUGGAAAACAGUGAAGUGGGCACUUUUCUGGCUUCCGGGGAAGUUCAAAGUGCUGCAGGUGGUGGUUCUGUGGUUGUUUCCGUGUAAAUUACCAUCUCCAGUGCGGGUGAAUCCGCGUGUUUUUGCGAUGGCACCAAGUUUGAGUAAACUCGCCCAGCACCAGAAUAAGGUUCUCAGCUGCUUGGGCAUCUCGGCGGCAGUCUGGAUUAUUCUCUAUGGGCAGCGAUCUAAUCGCAAUGGGAAACGAAAGCCCCGUCCGGAGGAUCAGAUUCAGUACCUCAUUGCGGAGAAGAAGGACAAGAGGACACAGAAGGCGCACGUGAAUGCCGUCUUCUUCCGGCAACUCCGUGCAUUGCUGGGAAUCAUCAUUCCACGUGCAUGGAGUGUGGAGUCUGCCCUUAUGGUGGUCGUGGGUAUGUCCCUCAUUGCACGAUCAAUCAGCGAUAUUUGGAUGAUCCAGAAUGCCACUGUGGUUGAAAGUUGCAUCAUCACGAUGAAUAGGCCGAAAUUCAAGAAGGCUCUCCUUAAAUUCUUUGCUGCCCUUCCAAUGAUUUCUGUAGUCAAUAACGUACUUAAGUGGAGUCUUGGAGAGCUGAAAUUGCGUUUUAGGACAAAUUUGUCGAAUCAUCUGUACAAUGAGUACCUCAAGGGGUUCACAUACUACAAAAUGGCAAAUUUGGACAAUAGAAUAGCAAAUGCCGAUCAACUCCUCACAACGGAUAUUGAUAAAUUCUGCGAGAGCUUCACAGAUCUCUAUUCGAACGUCAGCAAACCUGCCUUGGAUAUUAUGCUCUACGUUUACCGAUUGACGGUUAAUCUUGGGGGUCAGACCCCGUCGAUUCUUCUGGCAUACCUCCUUUUUGCUGGGAUCUUCCUCACACACCUACGUCGUCCCACUGGGCGACUCACGGUGAUGGAGCAAAAGCUCGAAGGGGAAUUCCGUUACGUUAAUAGUCGUCUGAUUACAAAUUCCGAGGAGAUUGCCUUCUAUCAGGGCAAUAACAGGGAGAAGCUGACAAUCCUUGCGAGUUUCUCCAAAUUGAUGACCCAUCUGCGGAAGUUCUUGGAUUUCAGGGUCAGCAUGGGCAUCAUUGAUAACAUUGUGGGGAAGUAUAUAGCCACAAUUGUGGGUUUCUACGCCGUUUCCAUUCCCUUCUUCUCCAAGGAUCAUCCACUCCUCACCGGAGGGCAGGAAGGUGAUCGAUUAAGGAAAUACUACACCUUUGGACGGAUGCUGGUUAAAUUGGCAGAAGCCAUUGGACGCUUGGUGCUUGCAGGAAGGGAAUUAUCUCGCCUAGCAGGCUUCACGCAGCGCAUGACGGAGCUGAAGAGUGUCCUGGGUGAGCUGAAUCAAGGCAAGUACGAACGUACGAUGGUCAGCAAUUCCAGUAGUGCAGAUGGUGAGAUUGGCGUUGGACGAGGCAUCAUUGCAUUCCAGGAUAAUUUAAUUCGCUUCGAUCAAGUGCCUCUGGUUACGCCCAAUGGGGAUAUUCUCGUCAAGGAGCUAACCUUUGAAGUGAAAUCGGGAAUGAAUGUUUUGGUUUGUGGACCCAAUGGAUGCGGGAAAUCCAGCUUAUUCAGAGUUCUAGGAGAACUUUGGCCAAUGUGGGGUGGAAAAAUGACUAAACCUCCACGUGGGAAACUUUUCUACAUUCCCCAGAGACCGUACAUGACACUAGGAACUCUACGUGAUCAGAUUAUCUAUCCGCACACGCACGAUGAGAUGCUGCGACGUGGUCGCUCUGACGAGGACCUCCUGAGCUAUCUGGAUCUAGUGCAGCUAUCCUACCUGCAGGUUCGUGAGAAGGGCUUGGAUGCAAUUGAGGAUUGGAUAGAUGUACUGUCGGGUGGGGAGAAGCAGCGUAUCGCCAUGGCGCGUCUCUUCUACCAUAGUCCACAAUUUGCCAUUCUCGAUGAGUGCACCAGCGCCGUAUCCGUUGACGUUGAGGGUAGCAUGUACCAGUACUGCCGGAAGGUGGGCAUUACGCUCUUCACGGUGUCCCACAGGAAGUCCCUGUGGAAGCAUCACGAAUACUAUUUGCAAUUUGAUGGCCGUGGCUCGUAUGAGUAUGCUCCAAUUGAUAGCAGUACCCAGGAAUUUGGCUCUUAGUGCGUCUCCCUGCGAGGGGCGUCCUUUUCCUAAUUAGGCAAAAUGUUCUUGCGUUUUUUUUUAUCUUGUAACUUUUUUCCAAUAUUUCGGUGAAUGGAGUGUGUGGUUUCACGUAUAAAUAGCGGCGUUGCGGCGUUUAGUGAAUUAAUUUAUUAAUUCCACAUCUAUAGUGCACAAAUUUGGUGUAAAUAAAUAUUGAUUUUAUUUUGUAAAUUAAAUUAUUUUGCCAAGCACA